GGCUACUGUGACCCGAUGUCUGGCCCGCCGGUUAUGCACGGAACGCGCGCCGCUAUCUUUCCUCGUUGAUUCACGUUGUCGCUGUCACAGUAACACCUGCCAACUUCCUUUUUCAACGCCGCCACCCAACCCUAAUCGGUAACAACGCUCGUAAACAGAUCCCUCUCACGCGCCUGCCCUCUCAGAAGAACGCUUGAGAUAGUGGAGCGGGUGCGCGCAGAGUUAUCUAUCACUGCCUUCCGGACAGUCCUGAGAAUCUUCACGUGCUGGACCUCAUCUGAUAAACCCUACAAGGACGUGCCUUUCUCUUUAUUGGAAGGUAUUUAAGGAGCAAACGACUGAGAUGUAUCUCUUAAAAAUAUAUAUUUUGCUAACAUAUAAUUGUUAAAUGAAACGAAGACGCGCCUGGACUUCCACCUGCGUUCUUUGACGGGGAAAUAACGGAUUAAUGGGGAAAAGUUCAGCUGGAAUUCUAGGAUGACAUCUUGACAUUUCAGGCUAAACAAACAAACAAAAAAGCUGGAGUCAACCUGUUCUUUCUCCAAACUACUACAAGUGCAACUGAAGAUCGGGAAAGACUCACCACAAAUAGAUGUAUGAACUGAAGAACUUCGUGUGGGAUGCAUUUCCAUCUGUGUUGAGGCUGUUAAACCAUAGAGUCUCCUAGGAUAGAAGGAAUGGAUUGAUAUUCUGGAGCAACUUGGCAUUUCUGACUGGCCAUCGGCCAUCUUGGUUUGGAGACAAAAAAAAUCCACAUACAAAGUGCAACGCAUGCUUUUUUCACAAAGCUUCUGAUGUAAAAAGCAGCAGAUGAACAGCAAGGAAGCUGAACAAGAAAUCCACCUGCAUCUGUUAUGUCAGCUAACUGCUAAAACUACCAACAGCCCUGAAUCAACCCUGUCCCAAGAUGAACAAACCCUUUCCACUUAUUUGAAUAAAUGUGAUUAACCGAACCCUGAAAAAAGCUUGAUCUCACAGUGGAAGCAGAUUGUCUCUGACACAAAGAGAUGAAACGAGAACGUUUUAAGCCCCCGCAACCAGAUGACCCUCUGUGCUGCUGUGGAGACAUCGACCAGCAAAGAGAGUACUGCUGCUGUGACUGUGAAGAACUUGAUGAUGCCUGUGAAAGGUUACUCAGAGGAGAGCCAGACAAGCCAGACAUCAUCUCUCGUUUCAUCUCUCGUAUGGCUGAUCGUUUGGGUUUGCCAAGUUGUGCCAUAGGACCCCUUCGAUUGGAGCUCUCUGUUUUACCUCCCAUGGUAUUAAUUCCUGGUCUGUUGCGAGUAGCGGCAAUUAAUUGUAUGUUGGGAUUUGUAGUCUUAACUGCCUUACCGGGACUGGUGCUUUGGUAUUACUAUGUGACUCACAAAAGGAAAAGACGCACAUUGUUUUUCCUUAGUUUGGCACUUUUCUCCCUUGCCUAUAUGUACUACCUUUUCCUUACUGAGAUCGUUCCCAGAGGAGACGUAAGUAAUCUGCAGCUGGUUACUGCGACGACAGGCAUGAUGUUGACGCUUAUCUCCCUUGUGCGCACCAAGCAGGGACCAGGCGUUGUCAAAUCCCAAUCAUUAGCUCUGGGAAUCAACAGUAGCUCUACAACCAAUCAGAGCACAAACUUACCCAGAGACUCCACCCCCUGCAAUGGAAUCAGCCAGUCAAUGGGGGAGAAGGAAGGAAAGAAGAAGUUAUGCCCUGUGUGCCAACUGGUGCGCCCACCAAGGGCUGGACACUGCAGGAUCUGUGGGGCAUGUGUCCUUCGAAUGGACCACCACUGUGUUUGGAUAAACAGCUGUGUAGGCCAAGCCAAUCACAGGCAGUUCAUUUUGACGCUCCUUCUCUUCCUGCUGACAUCCUUCUACGGGAUCAGUUUGGUGUUAUGGAGUAUAUGUCCACGACAGAGUCUAUUCACAGCUAUGUUAUACUGUCCCGGAGUCUACAGCCAAUACAGUGCAGAUCUCAAUCCAGUUGAACAUCUGUGGACCAAUAAGUUCGAUCCAUGGCGGCUCCACCUCGCAACCUACAGGACUUGAAGGAUCUGCUGCUAACAUCUUGGUGCCAGAUACCACAAGUCAUCUUCAGGAGUCUUGUAGAGUGCAUGCCUCGACAGCUCAGCACUGUUUUGACAGCACACGGAAGACCAACAGCAUUUUAGGCAGGUGGUCGUAAUGUUUUGGCUCAUUGGUGUAUAUGGGCAUACUGAAUUAGGUUCAGUGGUUUGCAGUCACAGUAGCAUUUUUAUGAAAUGAAACUGCCUGGUUGCACAUAAUGAAACUUUGCCCAUAAAGGCUGUAACUUUAUAGCAUAAAUAAUCAAACUGUAUGAAUGCAACAUGCUGCAAUGAUCAAACAUAAGUAGGUAACUUUGUAAUCUUAGUAGCAAAUAAUGACAAGUGUAAGAAAUAUUAGUAGUAUACAAGUUUUAUCUGAUGAUCAAAGCCCAGAAAAUAAAUGUCACAACCUGAAAUAUCCCUGCAUUAUUGCAAUUAAGAAAUGUAUUAGUGAUUAUUAUAUAUUUAUAGAUAUUUAUAAAUAUUAUAUUUAAAAUAUUAUAAUAGAUCACCAAAAAAUUAAAGUUCUUUCAUCAAUCACUCACCCUCAUACUGUUUCAAGUUCUCUUGAUAUUUUAUAGGACAGGAUAUUGAAUAGAGACACAACUUUUUAAAGUGGGGCAUCUAUUGAAACCUUAAAGGGAUAGUUCACCCAAAAAUGAAAAUUCUGUCAUCCUUUACUCCCCCUCAAGUUGUUCCAAACCUGAUUGACUUUCUUUUUUUAAUUAAUUAUAUGUUUCUUUGUUUGUUUAUUUGGGUGAAACACAAAAGAGGAUACUUUGAAAAAUGUCUGUGGUGUUUGUCCAUACAAUGGUGACCAAUGUCCAAUAUACUCACUCUCAUGUUGUUCCAAACCAACUGAUUUUUCCCAUACAGUGAAAGUAGAUGGGGCCCAAUGGUUUUUUUUGGACCCCACUGACUUUCUUUUGUCUUUCACAGAAGAAGUCAGAGAGAUUCAAAUCAACAUUAGACACCAUCAUAUGA
Messenger RNA from Ctenopharyngodon idella (grass carp), 3031 nucleotides. RefSeq names its product zinc finger DHHC-type palmitoyltransferase 23a (gene zdhhc23a). The coding region runs from base 1008 to 2030 and encodes 340 amino acids. The transcript has 6 exons. The record is from RefSeq and is a predicted model, not a curated record. Gene Ontology annotation, cellular component: endoplasmic reticulum; Golgi apparatus. Gene Ontology annotation, molecular function: protein-cysteine S-palmitoyltransferase activity. Lineage: Eukaryota; Metazoa; Chordata; Actinopteri; Cypriniformes; Xenocyprididae. Gene Ontology annotation, biological process: peptidyl-L-cysteine S-palmitoylation; protein targeting to membrane.